Messenger RNA from Beta vulgaris subsp. vulgaris (sugar beet), 1814 nucleotides. RefSeq lists its product as hypothetical. Gene Ontology annotation, biological process: exonucleolytic trimming to generate mature 3'-end of 5.8S rRNA from tricistronic rRNA transcript (SSU-rRNA, 5.8S rRNA, LSU-rRNA). The record is from RefSeq and is a predicted model, not a curated record. The coding region runs from base 193 to 1167 and encodes 324 amino acids. Lineage: Eukaryota; Viridiplantae; Streptophyta; Magnoliopsida; Caryophyllales; Amaranthaceae. The transcript is spliced from 7 exons. Gene Ontology annotation, molecular function: nucleic acid binding; 3'-5'-RNA exonuclease activity.
UUUACAUCGAACCAAACAACGGAAAAUUAAUUUUGGAAUUAUGUUUUCCAUUGUAAAUUGUUUUCCAUGAAAAUCAUUUUACACUGAAAAUAUUUUACGCCAUACCAAACGGAGCCUAAAUUUGAGACCGCUGCACUUGAUACUGUUGUUGAGAACUUUUUUUCAAGCCAUUGUUGAAAGCUUGAAAGUUCAAUGGCUUGUUUAUCCAGAAUUCCACUGCUAAGAUACUCUUCUCUCUCCUCUUCAAUCCUUCUCUCCAAUUUUGCUCCCUCUCUCUCUCCUCCAAUUUUCUCAGUUCGCAACUUCAGUCUCUCAGCUUCUCUGUCAACGCACAACUCAAAUCAUUCUACUGAUCAGUUUCCCGCUCCUCAAACCUUCAAACCCACUUGGAAACCCUUGUGUUUGUACUACACUCAAGGAAAGUGCACCAUGAUGAGUGAUUCUCUGCACCUCGACAAGUUCAAUCACGAUUGCUCUGUGCCCCUUGAAGCAAAUAUUUCUAAAUUUGUAAAGUUGGGCUCACAAGACGUAGACUAUUUUUUGGUGCUCGAUUUAGAAGGAAAAGUUGAGAUUCUUGAGUUCCCGGUUAUGAUAAUCGAUGCCAAAACAAUGCAUGUUGUUGAUUUCUUCCACAGGUUUGUUAGACCUUCAAAAAUGAGUGAGCAAAGGAUAAAAGAAUAUAUUGAAGGAAAAUAUGGGAAAAUAGGUGUUGACCGUGUUUGGCAUGAUACAGCUAUGCCUUUCAAUGAAGUCAUUCAAGAAUUCGAGGCUUGGAUGUCUAGCCAUGACUUGUGGGAAAAGGAGCUUGGUGGAGCCCUAACCAGAGCUGCAUUUGUGACUUGUGGCAAUUGGGACAUCAAAACAAAAAUUCCUCAGCAGUGUCAAGUUUGUGGCAUGGAGAUCCCCCCUUAUUUUAUGGAGUGGAUUAAUUUGAAGGAUAUUUACUUGAACUUCUAUAAUAGAAAGGCCACAGGAAUGAGGACUAUGUUAAAUGAACUUAAAAUUUCGUUAUUGGGAAGUCAUCACCUAGGGAUCGAUGACACAAAGAACAUAGCAAGGGUGGUACAACGGAUGCUAGCAGACGGUGCAUCAAUACAGAUUACAGCCAGAAGGAACCCUGGAAGUCCCGGAAGUGUUGAAUUUCUUUUCAAAAAUCGCAUUAGGUGAAUAUCAGGUACAAGAAAUGAUGUCCCUCUCUGUGUAAACAGCAACAGUUGCUUCCGUCUUUUUAAGCAUGAAGACAUGGAAAAAAACAAUUACUGAAGGGGAAGAUUUGAAGCUUCUAGUUUAAAUCAGGAGAGAUGCAUACUUUACCAAUUUGUAAUUGAUUUUUUCCCCGUGAGGUAAUGAAAAUAGGAAUUAGGUGACCUUUCUAGCCAGGGUUAUACCUAAUACUAUCUUGUGCAAUAGUAGAAAAUUGAGAAGAAGGAUCACAACUUAUGGACAUAAACGACCUAAGAAGAUGUUCCGCAAUAGCAAUUCAAUCUGGUGCUUUAUUAGAGUCUCAGACAAACGUGAGUCAAGGAGGACUCAUAUUGAGAGAGUAGAUGUGUUGCACGACAAAGUCUCAAUUUUCCAAGUUGGGCAAAAAUUGUCGAUGAUCAAAUUAAUAUCAAUAUUAUCCAUUGUCUGAAUACGAGUAAAGCCUUGGUGGAAAGCACAUGUGAUGCAAAAAUGUAUUUUUUGUCAUUCAUGUUCUUUUAGAUUGCAAACUAUAUAUUGACCUUUUUAGAACUGAUCUAUAUUCAUCUGAAAUUGUAAGCCUAGUUGCGGAAUGUUGGUAAAUAUAAUCUAGCAAAGUUGAGUUUGACAAA